Sclerotinia sclerotiorum 1980 UF-70 is the source of this 1806-nucleotide messenger RNA. RefSeq lists its product as hypothetical. The coding region runs from base 1 to 1806 and encodes 601 amino acids. Gene Ontology annotation, biological process: regulation of transcription by RNA polymerase II. The record is from RefSeq and is a predicted model, not a curated record. The transcript is spliced from 2 exons. Lineage: Eukaryota; Fungi; Ascomycota; Leotiomycetes; Helotiales; Sclerotiniaceae.
AUGGAAGACAAAGCAAAUGCCACCAUGGCAGAUCCAUCCGUCAUAACUAUCGAUAACAUUUCCAGCAGAAUGCCUCCUCAUAAUGCAGACGAUGUUAAAAAAUCUACAGAUCAUUUAUACGCUUUAGUGGACAUGGGAAGCAACGGAAUUCGAUUUUCCAUCUCGGAUCUCUCUCCUCCUACCGCCCGUCUCCUUCCUUGCAUCUAUCGCGAUCGCGCUCCCAUUUCCCUCUACGAUGCCCUCCAUUCUUCUCUUCCCGGUUCUCGAGAAUUAAUUUUCGAUUCCGAUAUCAUUGCGCAAGUUGCCAAACGUCUUGCGGGAUUUAAAUAUACUUGUGAUUCCUAUGGGGUGCUUUCGAAAAAUAUUGGGGUUUUUGCUACGGAAGCUAUGCGCACGGCGCUGAAUAGGAAAGAGAUGACGGAUGCGAUUAAGAGGGAGAGUGGGCUAGAAGUUGAUAUUUUGAGUCCGCAGGUCGAGAGUUUGUUGGGGGCGAUGGGGGCGAGGGGUGGGUUUGUGGGUGUGCGGGGUUUGAUGAUGGAUUUGGGGGGUGGGAGUGUGCAGAUGGCUUUUAUGGAUAGUGGUGCUUCUGUAUCUUCUGCAUCUUCUGUUGAGAUGUUGGAAGCAUCUACGGGCGUGGAAACGUACUGGGGAAAGAGUGCAGCGUUUGCGAAGAGUAUGCCGUUUGGAGCUGCGAAGAUGACGGCAAUGUUGGGGAAGGGAGAUAUUGAUGAUAUUCGGAAUGAUAUGCGAACACGAUUUCAAGAGACAUUCCAGGGAUUAUGUGGAAGUUUUGAAGAACUGCAGAAGCAGGUAGAGAAUGAGGGUGUGACGAUAUAUCUCUGCGGUGGAGGAUUCAGAGGUUAUGGAAGUAUGUUGAUGCAUACUGAUCCCAUAAAUCCCUAUCCUAUCCCCUCUAUUGCCGGCUACAAAGUAUCCGGAAAGCGAUUCAGGCAAACGAGAGAAAUGCUCCGUGUGAAUGAAGUCGAGAAGGAAAAGAUUCACGGCAUGAGUAAGCGACGACGAGAACAAUUUCCCGCCAUAGUGGAAGUGGUCGUGGGGAUCAUUUCCGUCGUUCCAAAUAUCAAAGAAGUGAUUUUCUGCGGCGGAGGAAAUAGAGAAGGAGUACUAUUUCUCAAACUACCAUCCCAAAUCCAAGAAACUCAUCCUUUAUUACUUCUCCCUUCCAAUCACUCCAUGAGCGAUACCCAAGUCACAGAACUAAUAGAAAUCCUCUCCUCAUCACUCCCCGCCUCCCAACCCGGUACUAAAAUCUUCACUCGGGAAAUCCUAUCCUAUAUCGUAAAAUACAUGUGGGAAAACAUGGCAGAUAUAUCGAAUUUAAACGCGGCCCGCGCAUUACAUACUCCUAUUUCGGGACCAAUGGCUGGAAUGCCCGGAUUAUCGCAUGAGGUUAUUGCGAUACUUUCAUUAACCUUGUGUGCGCGGUGGGAAAACGAUGUGGGGAAAGUGGAUAGGGGGGUAUUGGGGGGAUUGAGGGGGAUAGUGGGGGAGGAGGGUGCUUGGUGGUGUGAUUAUUUGGGGGCGGUGGCGAGGGGGGUUUGUGGGUUGGUUGUUGUUCCUAGGAGGAAUGUUGGAGAUGGAGGGAAAGGGCUUGGAUUUAGGUUUAAGGGGGAAUGGACAGAUGGGUUGGGCAAGAAGGGGAAGAGGGAGGGGGUGAGAUUGAGGGUCUUGGGUGAUUUGGGAGCGCGAGAGAAAGAUGUGGAGUUGGAGAAGGUGUCCGGAAAGGUGGGCAAGGGAUUGGGGUUGAAGAGGAGGGUUGAGAUUGUUUGGGGGGAGGAAUUGUGA